AUGGCUCGGAUUCCAGGCAAGGCAAAUACGCCCUGGGAGGGUGGUGUCUACAAACUAAAGAUGUACUUCCCCGAGGAGUAUCCAUCCAAGCCACCGAAGUGCAAGUUCACGCCCCCCCUGUUCCAUCCCAACGUUUUUCCCUCCGGCACUGUGUGCUUGUCGAUUCUAGACGAAGAAAAGAGUUGGAAGCCAGCAAUUACGAUCAAGCAGAUCCUCCUCGGUGUGCAGGAUUUGCUCAACGAUCCCAACCCUGGCGAUCCCGCGCAAGCCGAUGCCUUUCACUUGUUCAAGCAGGAUCGCGCCGCAUACGAGCGCAAGGUCCGCCAGAUCGCGCGCGAGCUCCAGGCUCAAAACCAGGUAGCAUAG
Messenger RNA from Malassezia sympodialis ATCC 42132, 366 nucleotides. RefSeq lists its product as uncharacterized. The transcript has 7 exons. Lineage: Eukaryota; Fungi; Basidiomycota; Malasseziomycetes; Malasseziales; Malasseziaceae. The coding region runs from base 1 to 366 and encodes 121 amino acids. The record is from RefSeq and is a predicted model, not a curated record.